AUGUCCCUAGCUGUGCAGCAGGAACUGGAGGCUUUGAAACAGAAACUGCGGGGACCACCGGCCCACUACGAGGGCGUCAGGGAAGAGGAGAAGGUCCUGUGCGCCGAGAUCGGCGAGAGAUCCGCCAUCUACACGCGGCGGACGCAAGACCUCAAAGACACAGUGGCCUCCUUCUUGGAGGCCCUGACGUGUGCGCGUGAAGACAUGAACGGCAAACUGAAGGAGUUGGCCGUGGAGAUCGAUUCCCUUCCGAAGGGCGGCGGCCACGAAGCCUCAUAG
Symbiodinium natans is the source of this 279-nucleotide messenger RNA. The record is from the annotation of a GenBank genome assembly. Lineage: Eukaryota; Dinophyceae; Suessiales; Symbiodiniaceae.